This is a messenger RNA of Pipistrellus nathusii (Nathusius's pipistrelle), 846 nucleotides long. NCBI's taxonomy places the organism in Eukaryota, Metazoa, Chordata, Mammalia, Chiroptera, Vespertilionidae. The record is from the annotation of a GenBank genome assembly.
AUGGAGAUUCCCGCCGGGACCCUGUGCCACUUCUCCAAGGGCCUCCUGCUCUCAGCCUCCGUCCUGGCCCUCUGGGUCCCCCAAGGCUCCUGGGCAGCCCUCCGCAUCCAGAAGAUCCCGGAGCGACCUCAAAAGGACCAGGACGUCCUCCUGUCUGUCCAGGGCAUCCCAGACACCUUCCAGGACUUCAUCUGGUACCGGGGGGAGGAGACGGACGGAGGCACAAGGCUGUUCACCUACAUCCCGGACCUGCCACGGCCCCAGAGGGAUGGCAGCGCCAUGGAGCAGCGCGACAUCGUGGGCUUCCCCAACGGCUCCAUGCUCCUGCGCGACGCCCAGCCCAGGGACAGCGGCACCUACCACGUGGAAGUCCACGUCAAUCCCGAGUGGACCAUGCGGGCCAAGACGGAGGUCCAGGUGCCCGAAAAGUCCCCGGAGCUGCCCGCGACACACCUGCCCGCGAGCACGGGGAUCAUGGCUGCCAUCCUCAUCGGGUCCCUGGCCGCCGCGUCCCUCCUCAUCGGCAGCAUUGCCUAUCUAUACCUGGUGACGAGAGGCAGGAGGGGCCAGAGGCACAGGAUGGUGACCACAGAGAAACUGGAGCUGGGCCCCAGCCACAACACUGGUGACGACAACAUCUAUGAGGCGGUGCGGUCUCCGGUCCUCCUGGCAUCCCCCCUCCAUGGCCCGGGGUCCAUGGGUGCCGCCUUGCCCCCGCCCCUGCAGCCUCCGCCCCUGCAGCCCCCGCCCCCACCAUCGCAGCCACCUCAGCCGGAGGACCACCACUACCAGGACCUGCUGAACCCCGACCCUGCCCCUUACUGCCAGCUGGUGCCAACCCCCUGA